CUCUGGCUGCGUCACGACGAUCAGCUGUUGGAGAACAACAACAAAAGAAGGAGCAGCGGAGAGGAAACGAACACGAGCGCGCGACACUUUUAUAACACAUACAUUCACGUAUGUGUGAACACAUGAAUCCGUCAGUUAUUUCUUCUGAGAAGAAACGCGGAGUUUUGGGAGUUUUGGUGUUUUUAUCUACCUCACAGUGACGACCACAGAUGACCCGGGACCAAACUCUGUUCAUGCUCUUUACCGUUGUUUUUCCGGAGCCUUCCCGCCGCAGCCAAUCCCACAGCUGAUGAACAAAGUGCUGGCCACGCCCCUCUGCCGUCGCAGCCCGCCCCCCCCCUCAGCGCCGCCGCCCCCUGCUGGACGUCCAGCGGGAAUGUUCCAGAGGUUCGCCAGUGUUCUGUUCGGGGACGAGGGGGAGGAGCUGAGCCGGAGCCGCAGAGGCACUGAGGAAGACGAAGACGAAGAUUGGAUCCUGGUCAACUACCUGACUGAAGCCUGUUCUGCUCAGUGUGAUGGACUGUCUGGAUCCACUGCUCCUCAUCCAGACCUGGUCCAGGACGAGGAGGAGGGGGAGGAAGACCUGGUGAUGAUUCCGUCUCCAGUGUCCAGCCCCCGCAUCCGCUAUGCCUCCUGCACCUCCCUCAACUCCACGGCUGACACCGACCUGGACGGCGGCGCUGAGGAGCACGAAGAGGGCAACGACGAUGAUGAUGAUGAGGCGGAGGAGGAGAGCGGGUUCCUGCGUCUGGAUGCCUGCUCUCUGGAGGAGAGCUGGUUUGUCACGCCCCCACCCUGCUUCACCGGCCGCGGCAACCAGCCUGUCGUCCUGGAGACCAGCCCGCUGGAAAACCUGCUGAUCGAGCACCCCAGCAUGUCCGUCUAUGCCCGCCACCGCAGCCCCCCCCGACUCACCCUCGACCCACUGCCACGCCUCCUCGACCAGGGGCGGGACUUUCUGUCUGCCACCGCCCCGAUGGCCUCAGGAGGGAAGGAGAAGGCGAGACGUACACUGGACGGCCCCCGACACAGGCCAGAGGCAGCCAUGGCCCAACGUCGCUCCAGCCUCCACUCCUUCUGCCUCGCCGCUGCGUUUUCUGCCCGCGCCGGCCUCCUGCAGCAGCAUCAUCGCCAGGGAAGCUCCGCCCAGCCACUGUCCCGCAACGCCCUGCGACGCCUCAACCUGCUGCGCCCCCCGAAGGCCAGCACGGUGCAACUGCACCAGCCCAGCCAGAGACACCUCAACUUCUGAGGCCACGUCAGCCUUCAUCAUCAUCAUCAACACCAGCACCUCCUUCAUCAGCCUUCACUCAUCGCAGACGUCCUGAAACCUGAUUGGACGGUGAAAAAGGGAAAAUGGCUGAUCUCUCUUUCUAUUGGCUCACAUGGUCAGUUGGUUUGGUGACUCCUCCUCUUCCUCUCCUCCUUUUCUUUAUACCUUCUUUAUGACAAUGAUGAGAAGAAGCGGGCGUGGUGAAAUGAAACGGUCAUCAUGUGGCCCCACCUCUUUCCCCUCCCUCUCUUAGUCUUUAUGUCUAAUCAGAGGAAGGAGCAGUUGUCUUGUGACGUCUGUCUUCUUCGAUGCUGCAGGUCACUUUACUCGGCGGCAGGUUUUUUUGUACGGCGACGUUACUGAUUCGUGUUUCUGUGAAGAGCGACGCGGCAUGAUCUCGUCGUUUAAAUCAGUGUGAGGAUGUUGAGGAAUGUUGCUCAAGAACACGACGUGGGUCAAAGGUCAGAUGAAGCUCCAAACAAACCAUUAAAAAAGAUCACCAGCAGGGGGCACCAUCUUCACCUGCUGAUGUUGUAGGUUUGCUUCGUUGACGUAAACGAUGACGGAAAAACAAGCUUUGGCGGUUGGUGUUAGCAGCUACUGUAGCCAGACUACGUUAGCAGCCUCUAUAGCCAAACUACGUAGCAUUGACGGUUGAUGUUAGCAGCUACUGUAGCCAGACUAAGUUAGCAUCAGCUCCACAUCGUAAACUGAUUGAUUCUAUAGAAUAAAUAAAUACAUUUGCUAACAAUAAUUCACGUCGUGUUUUUCCGCAGCUGUUUGUUAUUUUUUAAAAUCACUGAUUCACUUCCUGCCGUAAAGCAUUGCGUCGCCGCUGUAAAAACCUGCCUCUGAUUCAGUUCUUUUUUGAUAAAAGAAAAAAAACGACUGAUUUAAAUUUCACUUAAGCCUUUUUUUAUCGUAGCUUUGAGAAAAGAAAUGUCAAUGAAAAUGUAUUUAAAAAAAAAAAUUCCAAAAUAUUUUUUGAAAAGAAAAAAAUAAUUUACAUAUCAGUAUGAAGUGGGUGUGGUUUGUUUUGUUAGUCCGUCGCAUGGUUGUAACGUUGUUUGUGGGAAAAACGUUAGAAAAAGACGAUUGUUCUUGUUUUUGUUGAUUUUUGGUUCUUUAAAGAAUCUGCAGUCCACGUCUCAGGGUCACGACAACCAAUCACCUUCUCACUCAACGCAGAUUUACUUGACGGCUGAUGAUUCUUUUCACGUUUUUUUUCUCUGAUCCUGGUCCCGGGACUGUGAACCUGAACUCAGCUGACUGAAAUCAUCCACAUGUAUAGAAAACCCUUUGUGUUUUAUCUUCUUUGUUAACAUAGUUAAGUUUUCUUAAUCUCUUUAAAUAUUUAAACCAAAAAAAAAGUAGCUGCAACUUUUUUAUCUUUAACUUGUUCAUAAUAAUGAGUUCAUUUUUGUUCUUGUUGUUUUGUUGCGACAGCAGUGGAGACGAGUCGCUGCACUGCGCGGGGAAAGAAUCGCAAUUGUUUACAUGUCCGCACGAAACGUCCACACAAAACAUCUACACGAAGCAUCCACGCGAAACGUCCACGCACAACGUCCACACGAAAUGUCCACACUAAAGUCAGAUGUUUGAAAGUUUUCUCAACAUUCAUUGAAAUAAUCAUGCAUUUAAAGAACGGAACAUAAGAAAACUAAAUGUCUGUUCUGCGUCUCAGUGAAGCCGGAGAUGUGGAACUGUGCGGCACUGAAGCUCCAGUCGUGACAUUAAUAAUAAACGCGUGUUUGUAAAUAAUCGAUAUCGCGAUCGUCGCAUGUUUUUUUUGUUUCUCUCUCUCUCUACAAUCACAGACGAUGUUAUUUUAUGAUUUGUCUCCUCUUAUCUUAACUUUUCUCGUCUCUCAUCAAACCAACAGGGAUUUUUAUUGAGGGUUUGUUUGUGGGUUUUUGAAAAGCCUUGAACUGUGUGGAUCAUGUGCCUUCCAGGUUAAAAUGUUAAAAUGUUGAAAUGCAUCAAUGAAGAACUUGAACUCUCUCUACUUUUGUUUUUGAAAUCAAUAAAAACACGCAAACAAACUAUGUCAGAAACCAACUAUGCACCACUCGGCGGUGGAGACGCGUCGUUGCCGCCCACUCAGCCAGACGCAGCUUUUCUAACAAUGACUAAACAAAACCAGACAGAAUGAUGUAGCAAAACCUAUUCUCUCCUUUUUUGUUAUUAUUAUUAUUAUUAUUAUUAUAAUAAUAAUCAUCAUUAUUAUUAUUAUUAUUUAAAUUUUAAAGUGUGAAGAAUAUUUUGUGGCAUUUUUUUCACUUUUCACUGAGUGUUAGAUGUUUUUUUGUUGGUGUUAGUUUACUGGAAAAUACAGCACUUUGCCAAAAAAAACAAAAAAAAACAGGUGUAGGAACUAUAAUGUUUUAUUUAUCGACAUAAAUGCUCAACUUUGUAUUUGGUAUGAAUGAUCAACUCUCUGAAAACAAACAGCUCAUUAAACAGUUCAUACAUGUGAUCAGAUAAUAAAUGUUUUCAUACACAG
Molecule: messenger RNA, 3776 nt
Organism: Solea senegalensis (Senegalese sole)
Lineage: Eukaryota; Metazoa; Chordata; Actinopteri; Pleuronectiformes; Soleidae
Gene: tp53inp1
Product: tumor protein p53 inducible nuclear protein 1
Exons: 4
Coding region: 290-1252 (320 amino acids)
Biological process (GO): positive regulation of DNA-templated transcription; autophagosome assembly
Cellular component (GO): nucleus; autophagosome
Source: RefSeq, a predicted model, not a curated record